Molecule: messenger RNA, 2013 nt
Organism: Naumovozyma castellii
Lineage: Eukaryota; Fungi; Ascomycota; Saccharomycetes; Saccharomycetales; Saccharomycetaceae
Gene: AFT1
Product: DNA-binding transcription factor AFT1
Exons: 1
Coding region: 1-2013 (670 amino acids)
Source: RefSeq, a predicted model, not a curated record
AUGAGUCGACAGAAUAACAAUUGCAUUGACCCGACAACGACGGACGCCAUGCUGGAGGAAACCUCAUCCGUCUCAUCUGCUUCUUCAACAACAACGUCGCCCUCAUCAUCGUCCUCCUCCACAUCAGUGGGAAACCACUGCUCGCCAUCCAUCCUCAAGAACCAUCCGGAUGCAUCCGCAACUGCUGCCCCCAAUACAGAUAAGAUACAAUUGAAUCUAAUGUUCCCCAGUAAUCAAACAUACUCUCUAGUGAUGGGCCCGGAGACCAAACAACCGAGAACGUCCAAACAGAAACAAAAUGCACCACCGCCAGCACAAACAGAGGAUAACUCGGUCACAUUCGCACCAGAUAAUAUUCAGAUCGCAUUGAAUCAAGACCAAAAUACCUUGAUUCAUUUGGAUCCAGUGCCCAAUUUUAACGAUAAGGCAGAUAUUAAACCUUGGUUACAGAAGAUAUUCUACCCGCAAGGUAUUGAAAUCGUCAUUGAAAGAUCGGAUAAUACAAAAGUAAUCUUUAAAUGUAAAGCUGCAAAGAAGGGAAGAAGUUCCAAUAAGGAUAAGAAUCAAGCUUCUGCCUCGGAUCCCACCGUGACAACGCCGAAUGUUAAUCAUGUCUUGUUGAAGAAGAAGAAGAAAAGAUCCGUUUCUAGGUUCAAUAUUUGUCCCUUUAGAAUUAGAGCAACGUAUUCAUUAAAGAGGAAGAAGUGGAAUAUCGUCGUCAUAAAUAACACACAUUCUCAUCCAUUGAAAUUUAACCCGGAUUCUGAGGAGUAUAAGAAGUUUAAAUUGAAAUUGAGGGAAGACGGUGAUUUGGAAGCCAUUAAAAAAUUUGAUGAAUUGGAAUAUAAGACAAGGAAAAAUCUGCCCAUUCAAUCAUCUAUGAUCCCCUGUGAUUGUGGGUUAACUAACGAAAUUCAAAGUUUUAACAUAGUCUUACCUUCGGGAAGAACUGCCGCUAAUAGUAAUGAUACCGCAACAGCAACAUCUAGUCGUCCGAUUAAAAAAUUGUUAAGUGCAAACUUAAUUUCAACAAGCAAUGGUGGCAACAACAAUAACGUGCAAAAACCAAGAACUAGGGUAAAUGAUAAGAGAAAUAAGGAAAAUCUUUUGAAAAAGACAACCACAACAAAUUUCUUAACUAAUAACGGCACAGCACCAGCCAUACCGACUAAUAGGGUUAACAGCCUGGUGGAAAAUUCAAAUUCAAUGACAGAUUUCUUAGAUGACCCAUUUAAUUCCUCCAUGAAUAUUCCCAUGAACGAUUUUGCACCAUUUAAUUUGGAAGCAGUAACUAAUCUUAAUGAAAUUGAUUUUACCGAUAUUUUCAAUAAACCAACAACUUUACAACAAGAUGAUGGACCAUUUUCAACACUUAACGAAAUGCAUAUUCACGACCAACAAACACCAUAUGCUGCAGAUAUGUCUAUUUUUUCAUCAUUAGAUACUGCCAGUUUAACAAGAUUCCAAUCUCCAAUGCAUGAUGUGAAUGAUUCACCACUACUUCGAAAUCCAUCCAACACAACAAACUCAGAAAUGUUAGAUUAUAUGUCAAAUCAACAUACAACGCAGGAAAACAACGUGAUACCCAAUAAUGGUAAUAACAAUAACAACACUACAUUGGCAAACGAACUGGAUGUUUUCAAAAUGGUGGAUGGUGAAUUGAAAAUUAUAGAAGAUGAUAACGCUUUAUUAAAGAUUAAUUCAACGACAGGAAGGCAUGAUAAUCCAGAAAUGACUAAUACUUCCAAUGAACAUAAUCCAUACAUGUUCCAUGCAUCCCCCGCUGUUCAAGCUGAAGGACAAUUUUGGCAAAAUAAUAUUACCAACAACGACUCGAUAAACAUUACAUCAUCCAUGAAUCAGAUAACUGACAAUACAACAAACACUAAUUCAAACAUACAAUCCAUCAAUAUGCAACUCAUAGAGUUGAAUAAUACUUCGAAAAAGUACGAUGACCACAACAACAACAACAAUAACAACAUCAACAGCCAUAAUCAUAAUAAUAGUAAUUAG